Messenger RNA from Stegastes partitus (bicolor damselfish), 4457 nucleotides. RefSeq names its product RecQ helicase-like 5 (gene recql5). Gene Ontology annotation, biological process: double-strand break repair via homologous recombination; regulation of DNA-templated transcription. Gene Ontology annotation, molecular function: nucleic acid binding; ATP binding; 3'-5' DNA helicase activity. The coding region runs from base 56 to 3112 and encodes 1018 amino acids. Lineage: Eukaryota; Metazoa; Chordata; Actinopteri; Pomacentridae. The transcript is spliced from 19 exons. The record is from RefSeq and is a predicted model, not a curated record. Gene Ontology annotation, cellular component: nucleus; chromosome; cytoplasm.
CGGCGUGCGACGAAGCCAAAGAGGCUUAUAUGAGUUCGUAACAGACCGAAAAACGAUGACAACAAGUUUAAAACAGGCUUUAAAAACCCACUUUGGGUUCGACAGCUUUAGGUCGAAGCUACAGGAAGAUGUUGUCAAAGCGGUUAUCAGGGGUGACAGGGACGUGUUUGUGUGCAUGCCCACUGGGGCAGGAAAGUCCCUCUGCUACCAGCUGCCUGCGAUGCUGGCUGAGGGCAUCACUCUGGUUAUAUCCCCGUUAAUCGCCCUCAUUCAGGACCAAGUGGAUCACCUGAGGGAUCUUAACAUCCCCGCCUGCUCCAUCAACUCCAAGCUCCCAGCAGGUGAACGCCGUCUGAUCAUGGCCGACCUGGAGAGCAGCAGCCCCAAACUCAAGCUGCUCUACAUCACUCCGGAGAUGGUGGCCUCACCUACGUUCCAGCCGUGCCUGAAUGGACUGUGUUCCCGCAGCCAGCUGGCCUACCUGGCCGUGGACGAGGCUCACUGCGUGUCUCAGUGGGGUCAUGAUUUCAGGCCCGACUAUCUCAAACUGGGAGAGCUGCGGGCUCGCUUACAGGGAGUUCCCUGUUUGGCUUUGACGGCAACAGCACCCAAGAAUGUGCAAGAAGACAUUGUUCAGUCCCUGAAAAUGAACUUGACACUGUCUUUUGUCACACCUGUUUUCCGCAAAAACCUGCACUAUGAUGUGAUCUUCCGGGAGCUGCUGCCGAACCCCUACGUCCACCUCCAUGCCUUUAUCAAGAAGGCGCUGGCGCUGGACAGUGGGUCUAACGGACAGGGUUGUGGGAUUGUGUACUGUCGGACAAGGGACGGUUGUGAGACAGUAGCUUACCAGCUGACCAAACUUGGAAUUUUGUCGAAGGCUUAUCAUGCAGGUCUGAAGUCUGGAGAUCGCACAGAGGUCCAGAAUGAGUGGAUGCAGGGGAAGGUGCUGGUUAUUGUUGCUACUAUAAGCUUUGGCAUGGGAGUAGAUAAAGCCAACGUCAGAUUUGUAGCCCACUGGAACCUCGCUAAGUCUCUGGCCAGCUACUACCAAGAGUCUGGGCGAGCAGGGAGAGACGGCCUGCCCUCCGCCUGUCGAACAUACUACUCCGCGAAGGACAAGGAGCAAAUUAAUUUCCUCAUCCGCCAGGAGGUCGGCCGGAAGCAGGCAAAACGUGGCUCUGCAAAGGAGAGUGACAAAGCAGCCAUCACGGACUUUGAAGCAAUGGUGCUGUUUUGUGAGAAAGAAGGCUGCCGCCAUGACACCAUUUCUAAGUUUUUUGGGGACCAGUCGCCAAACUGUGCCGGCGCCUGCGACUUCUGCAGCAACCCCAAAGUCGUACGAGCUCAGCUGGCGAGAGCAGCCGUCCUCAGCAGUAACACACACGCAGCUCAGAGCAACAAGCCCAAAGGACCGUUCGGGUUCCAGGCGGACCUUUACGAAGGAGGGAAGAAGGGAUACGGCUUUGAAAGGUUUGAUGAAGCGGAUGGAGGCAGUGGUGAAGAUGAUGGAACAAAGAGGAAGAAGGAGUUUUCUGACCUCUUCAAGAAGCAGAUGAACCUGCGAAAGGGUGGCGACGGUCAAAGAGAAGACUUUAUUCCACCAGAUGUCGACUGUCCGCUCAGAGACGCCAGCAGCCAGAGGAUCCCUCGACUCACUGUCAAGGCCAGAGAGCACUGCCUGCAACUCCUGCAGGAGGCCCUACACAGCCAGCAGAGGGCAGAAGACGCUUUCAACUGUGACAGUCUGUCCUUGGCGGCGGAUAUUGAACAUGAGGUCUUCAGAAACAGCAAAUCCUCCAACUUGUAUAAAGCUGCUGUCCUAAAGAGGGUAUCAGAGAUGAAGAAAGCUGCACCUGCUUCAACAGAGGAAGAAAACGCAGCAGAAGACAGUAAGAGCAUCGGCAGCAGUGAUUCCAGAGAAACUGAGUCGGAAGUCGCAUCUUCUGCUUCUUCCUCGUUUACACACGAGAUGCAGGGGUUCACUUCUGCAUCAGAGGUCUACUCACUAAAGCGUAAGAGAAUAGGUGCAGGCCAGAGAGGCUCGUCUAAUCCCUUCAUCACUGCCAGGGAUCUGCUGAAUCCCUCCAUGUUAGACACGGAGUCUAACAAAGAGAAGGAAGGUGGCGGGUUUUUCAAUGACAACUCAGGAGACAUGAAAGCAAAAAGGGAGAGACUAGAAAAGACAGACACAGACCCGCCGUCGACUGCAUCAUCAUCCAUUAAAUCCAGAGCAAACGCCGUCUCUGCCUCCCUGAGCAGCCCGACUAAAGCAGGAAGAGCCAUGAGCAAGAAGCAGCAGAAGCUGGCGGAAGCGGCAAAGAGUUCCCGCAGCAUUUCCCAGUACUUUGCAAAGAAACAAACACCAGAGAAAAUCCAGGAGGACGCAGACAUGCCAGAGGAGCUCGAUGCUACAUUAUAUCAAGCUCCCAGCGAGAUCUCUCAAGAAAACAUUAGCCAGGAGCAACACUCACCUGCCUCUGUGGAAGAAGUAGAGAGCAGCCCUGUGAUAUCAGAGACUCAGAUCCAAGCAGAAAGCAAAACUGUGGUAAUAGUGAUACCUGACGACGAUGAAGGGGAGGAAACGGUUGAGAUUUCGAAGCUGGUUCACGAUGCAUCUCAACAGGAUACAACAUCCAUCACAGAACUAAGCAAACCCAAAGAUGCAGCUAAACCACCAGAAAUUGAAGAGGCGACGGAUGACAUUAAAGAAAAAAGGGAGUCGUCUCCUCCGGCGAAGCGAAGCCGCCCCGCAGAUGGUCGCAGCAGAAGAGUGACCUUCAACCCCAGCGUGCAGGAGAGAGCCCUGCAUCCAGUCAAUGAGCCGCCCAGGCCUGUGACCCUGAAGGAAGCAGCUGAUAUCGUGGUCCGCUAUCUGGACCCCUUUUACACUCAGGGAAAGUUUGCCACCAAGGAGCUGUUCAAGUCUUUCGCUCGCUACUUGUCUCACCUCCUUGCAGAGGGGAGGAGUCGAGGGAAAGGCCAAGUUAAAGCAGAAGCCAAAGCUCUCAUCAAGAAGUUCUUCAGCAGAGUCCAGCGCUGCGAGAGUGAGGCGGACUGGAAGCACCUUAAAAGACCGCACAGCUGUAAAACCACAGAGAACAAUGAGUGAUGGGAAGAGGAAACGUAGCCAUUUUCAGGGUCAAAGCCUUCCUCUUUGUCAGUGCCUAAGCUUCUGUUGUUCCAGUGAUCUCAGGCUUUGUCACAGAUGCCUGCUCACCACAGUUCUGCUUUUUUUUCCAGCCUGGUUGCUGCUGCUAUUGUAGCUUAUGUCAAUAACUGAGCAAUAAAACAGGGACUGUUAGAGCCUGAGAGGGCAAAGCGGAGCACACGUCUAAUGUGACAAGUGUUCUUUAUGUUUCGGCCCAUUUAUUACAAAUUGUAGACGCUUUAUAUUCCAGAUGUGUUGGACUUCACUUAACUACAAUAUGGGGAUAAAGUAGAGAACUUUCCAUGUCAGUCUGCGCUUAUAUUUGCUGUGAAUCAUUUUUCAGAUCUUUUCGGGUUGACUACCCGUCGGAGCUGCAAUGCACAGAAACCAAAGGCUGCAGCUGAGGCACAGUGGUGCUUUGAGUCUGACGCCAACAGGCCCUUUUUCACAGCAGUCAUUCUGGCUUGUCACGGCAGGAAAAUUCCAUUUAGGUGAGCUGCUGCCACAGUCCUCCUAUUGUACAGUCUGGCUCAGUGCCAGCGACUCUUUAUCGAACUUGAUGAAAUUUACUUUUUCAGUUUUUUUUGUCCCUGCUGUGAGUCAAAAUGUGUGCAGAAAAAAGAUACAUGUCAGAGUCCUAACAUGCAAAUACUGAUGGUGCUAGAAGAAGUAAUGGAAAGAUUGAUCCUCUUGGGACCAUGCACGGCAAAUUACAUGGCACUCUAUGGCGGACCAACUGAUACUGCCAUCCCCAAAAGACAAAACACGCCAUGGCAGACAUGCGUGUGGAUAUACAUGUGUACAUAAUUUGAAGUAAAUGAGGAGAAAACAUAAAAACACAUAAUUUUCUGUUUUAGGGGCCUGAAAGUUGUUUUGUUUGUCGUUUUUUUUGGUGUUUUUUUAAAAAAAAUUGCUGCUAAAUGUUGUGUUUUUGGCUGCUGGAAUCCAAAACAAACUAUUCUGUAUGAUCUAAAGCUAUGAACUUUGAUUUUUCUUGUGUUUAAAUCCGAGUAAUUUCUGUUUUUUUCUCGUGUUGUCUCUUAGCCAAAGGGAGAAUUAGUUCCGAGGGAUGUUUUUUUUUUUUUUUCCUUUCUGUUUAAAACAACACGAUUUCCAAUGAUGGAAAGAUUCCUUAUGUUAGUUCUUAGUGCCUGUCAGGACUGUGAAAGGCCACAGUUUCUGUCUCCUUAGACAACUUGAAGCACUGACGGACGCAUCAGAAGCCUGGUUGACUGCAGAGUCACAGCUGAUGCACUCCUGGAUCUGAAAUGUUUACAAUAAAGUGAAUGCUGAAGAGAAAGAAGCA